Molecule: messenger RNA, 1470 nt
Organism: Cyphomyrmex costatus
Lineage: Eukaryota; Metazoa; Arthropoda; Insecta; Hymenoptera; Formicidae
Exons: 6
Coding region: 49-1167 (372 amino acids)
Source: RefSeq, a predicted model, not a curated record
GAAUGGCGCCUGGCAGCAUGGGCCGCGUUCUCUUCCCUGAUCCUCCCGAUGCUCGAGUUGCGUUCUACCGCGCUAUCGAGGAGACAGAUAAACCAUCCAAGUUACAGUCACGAGUACGUGACACACAUAAUGGAGAAGACCGUAGCAAACUCUUCAUUGCAAAGCAAGAUCGGAGACAAUAAUCAUCAGACAGAUGAGAGAGAUUUAAAUCCGACGUCGCACUGUAAUGAAGCUCCUGCUAUGCAACAGCAGGCACAGUUUACAUGCUCUUUAUACAUUUCGCGAGCUGGCGGCUUUCAAGAUCAGGGUCACAGAGACCAAGAUUGUGAACUACUGCGAAUUCAUCUCGAAGAGGCUAUUGUCGCUUCCGAACCGCUAUCGACGUGGCGUGUCUCUGAAACUCCAUGUGGUCUUAUAGCUGCUUUCGUACGAGAAAACGAUGCAGAGAAAUUCUUGCAACGCGGCGACUUAACUCGAGUGUUUGGAGGACCCGUGCAAGUAGCACGAUUUUCGGCAAGAGAUUCCCGAUAUCGUCAAGCCGUGCUUCUGAGAGACGUGCCGUGGGCUAUACCGCUGCAGGAUAUAAAUUCGGCUCUGGCAAAGCAAGGAAUUGUCGCUGGAAAUGUCGAACGUUCUCGACAAUUCGUUCGAGUAGAAGUUUUUGAUGCAGGUCAUUACGAAGCGUUGUUACGUCAGGGUCUGGAUUUUUUCGAAGUGGCUCGUUUCAAUGCUGUUCCAGAACGCUGGUGGCGUGGUGGCGGGACGACCACGUGCUCGUCUGAUGUAUUCUCACGAUACGCGAACGAUGGAAACAAUAUUCCACAAGCGUAUCAAGAAAAUAUAUCGCAAACGGCGGACAGCGUGUUACAAUGCUACCGAUGUCAGGGUUUCUGGCACGUGGCCGCUAAUUGCCGGCAUUUGCCGCGCUGCGUCCGCUGCGGCGAACCACACAGCGUUGAAUUUUGUCCAAGGCCGAGGAAUAACCCUAUAUGUUGCCAUUGCUCCGGUCCCCACCACGCUGGAUAUAGACAGUGCCCAGUCAGAUUGCAGCUGUCUAAUGCGACUCCCGUGAGCAUUACGUUGAGCACAAGUGGAGUUCAAUAUCCAGCGAGCGCUACGAACAAAUCGAAUCCCUCAUGCCACUCUCUGAGACAAGGCCACUGUUAAACAAUUACGUUGUUUAAUGAGCAAAAUUAUAGAAAAGUAUCGGUCUUAUUAACAUUCUUUUCGAAAUGUCAAUAGAAGCGCGUAUAAUAUCUCUUUAUAUUGCAUAACGAUCUACUACGAGCCACGAGCGAAAUUUAUAGAUUUACAUAAAAUGUGAAAACACGUUAUUCGCAUCGUCAUCGGAUAUAACAAAAACGCUUUUUUUAUAGAGACGCUAUUUCGACCGCAAAAAAUUCGCAAAUAGCAUAUAUUUUACAUAAUAUGUAAACAAGAUACAUUUUUUUAUUUUCAUUUUUAAGAUGC